AUAGAUGGUAAAUCUAUACCACCACUCAAAACCUCAAACAAUCCUCUCUUUAUUUUCUCUCAACCAAACCAUGGCACAAACUCUGUCAAUACCCAAGUACACAAUUCUUACAUUUUGUCUAUUCACAAUUCUCAUUCAAACACAAUCCCAUCAGUUUUCAAAAAAGUUGUCACUAAAUACACUUGGUUCCAAAAAAGAAAAGCUAAGCCACCUUCACUUUUAUUUCCAUGACAUAGUAGGAGGUGACUAUCCUACCGCGGUUCGGGUAGCUGAAGCUACAAUAACAAACACCUCCCGAACCGGGUUUGGUGCUACUGUCAUGAUAGACGACCCAUUGACCGUUGGUCCAGAACGAACCUCCAAGAUUGUUGGAAGAGCUCAAGGGAUAUAUGCAUCCGCUUGUUUGAGUGACACUCGAUUACUAAUGGCUCUAAAUUAUGUAUUUGUUGAAGGAAAAUAUAAUGGUAGUACUUUGAGUAUCUUAGGGACUAAUCAUGUGUUUUCGCCGGUUAGGGAGAUGCCGAUCGUUGGUGGAAGUGGAUUAUUCCGAUUUGCUCGUGGUUAUGCACUUGCAAAGACUAUUUUUUUAAAUUUUAGCAAUGGUGAUGCUGUUGUUGAGUACAAUGUUUAUGUCCUACAUUAUUGAUUGUGUUGGAUUCUAGUGGCAAAGUGGGAAUGUAUGGUUUUUGGUGUGUUUAAUUUGCUGUGAGUUAUUGAAACCAUAUGUUUUUAUUUGUGUUUUUGUAGAAAAAGCAAUACACUUGUCGGAAAGGAACAGUUGUGAUGCUACAUGUAAGCUUUUUCAUUGAUUUAUUAGAUUCGAAAACUUUAAUAAAUGGAAUAAUAAAUUAACAUAUUUUGUGAA
Messenger RNA from Erigeron canadensis, 865 nucleotides. RefSeq names its product dirigent protein 21-like. The record is from RefSeq and is a predicted model, not a curated record. The coding region runs from base 5 to 646 and encodes 213 amino acids. The transcript has a single exon. Lineage: Eukaryota; Viridiplantae; Streptophyta; Magnoliopsida; Asterales; Asteraceae.